CCUUCCUUCCGUCCUUCCUGUCCUCGCGAUCACUUCCUGGUGUUUUCAAACGGCAGCCGAGCGGUUUGCCCAACUCGUCCAAAGUUGUGGAGACACGGAGAGGACAACAUGAGCUCAGAGACGAGGACCCGGCAGCGGUGUGAAGAGUGUCCGCGGUGUGAACGUGUCCUUACGCAAUGAUUACCGGACGGUAUGUGUCUUUAACGGCUAACGGACGGCUGGAGGGACGCUGCUAGGACACAGGACACAGCGGAGGCUAGCUGCUAGCCUGUUAGCCAGCGAGCUAACACACAGUUAGCACACAGUGUAUCUGUUACUACCACAGUUAGCUUAGCAUAGUUAGCUUAGCAUCGAGUGAGCUCCGUGUGAGACGAGCUAACGUCAAGUUGAGACUACAGAGAAGAAGACAGAAGAGGACAACAUGGAGAACAAGGACAAAGUUCAGAUGAGGAGUCACCCUCGCAGACAGCUGAAGAAGCUGAGCGAGGACAGCCUCACCAAGCAGCCAGAGGAAGUGUUUGACGUCCUGGAGAAGCUGGGUGAAGGGUCGUAUGGCUGUGUGUAUAAAGCCCAUUAUAAAGAGACCGGGGAGAUUGUAGCCAUCAAACAAGUUCCUGUGGAGUCUGACCUUCAGGAGAUCAUCAAGGAAAUCUCCAUCAUGCAGCAGUGCAACAGUCCUCAUGUGGUGCGGUACUACGGCAGCUACUUCAAAAACAGUGACCUGUGGAUCGUCAUGGAAUACUGUGGAUGCGGAUCAGUUUCUGAUAUCAUCCGGUUACGUAACAAGACGAUAACGGAGGAGGAGAUAGCCACCAUCGUGCAGUCCACCCUGAAGGGUCUGGAAUAUCUUCACUUCAUGAGAAAAAUCCACAGAGACAUCAAGGCGGGAAACAUCCUGCUGAACGCAGAGGGUCAGGCCAAACUGGCCGACUUCGGAGUUGCUGGACAACUCACAGACACCAUGGCGAAGAGAAACACCGUCAUCGGCACGCCGUUCUGGAUGGCUCCAGAGGUCAUACAGGAGAUCGGCUACAACUGUGUGGCUGACAUCUGGUCUCUGGGGAUAACCGCUAUAGAGAUGGCCGAGGGGAAGCCGCCCUACGCCGACAUCCAUCCCAUGAGGGCCAUCUUCAUGAUUCCCACCAACCCUCCGCCAACGUUCAGGAACCCGGAUCUGUGGGCGCCGUCAUUUAAAGAAUUUGUCAGCCAGUGUUUGGUGAAAAACCCCGAAAAUAGGGCGACUGCCACACAGUUGUUACAGCAUCCGUUCAUCAAGUCGGCGAAGCCCAGCUCCAUCCUCAGAGCGCUGAUCACAGACGCCAUGGAGAUCAAACUGAAGAGACAAGAGGAGGCAGAACAGAGAGAGCAGGAUGCAGAAGAUGACGACAAUUCGGAUGAGGAUGAGGUGGACCAGGGGACGAUGGUGCGGGCGGGAACAGGCGACUCGGGGACCGUCCGAGUCGCCGGCUCAUUAACAGGAUCGCUCGGCGGUUCGGCUCCGACGAUGAUCGCACACGGCGACGACGAGGACACGGGAACCAUGCGGUCACAGCUGGGCACCAUGGUCAUCAACUCUGAUGACGAGGACGAGGAGGAAGCUGGUACUAUGAAAAGGAGAGACGAGACGAUGCAGCCAGCCAAGCCGUCCUUCCUCCAGUACUUUGAGCAGAAAGAGAAGGAGGCCAACAGCCACAAUGACGGAGGAGGAAGAGGAGAAAACAACGCAGACAACCGCAAACUGCCCGCCGACGGAGACCUUGAAGUGGUGAACUCGUGGUCGGUGGAGGAGCUGCGACUGCGUCUGGCCUCUCUGGACCCUCAGAUGGAGCAGGAGAUCGAGGAGAUCCGUCAGCGCUACCAGACCAAGAGGCAGCCUAUCCUCGACGCCAUCGAGGCCAAAAAACGCCGGCAGCAGAACUUCUGAGAAGGAAACACGGAUGUUUCAUCUCUGCAGCGGUUCAGUGAAACGACGGUAAAACUGUGUGAAGACUUCUGAUGAUCAAACUGAUGAAGAGGAACUUCCAACGAGCUGUUUGACACAAUAUUCACAACUUUUUUUUUUUCUCUCUUUUUGAUUUAAGAUCCAGGUUUGAGUCUUCAGGAACUUUUUUUCUGUUUCUGGUUUAAGAACGUUUGAUUUCGACGCCAUCAGCAGCUCAUCUGGACUCAGUGAUGGUUGUUACAAUCUCAUCUCUUUACUUUUUUUCACUUAAUCGUGUGGUACAAUAUCGUUUUACCUGCUGACUGCUCACCUUAGGUACUGGUGUUUCCUCUCAUCGGUGGUAAAUGCUGCUGCUGCUGCUGCUCGACUGUGAAAGUCUAGAAAUGGAUCAUUCCCUUCUUGGAAAGUUUCUCACAAAUCAAAGUUUCAAGAUCGUUCAAAAACUCUGAUAAAUGAUAAGGAACCAGAUGUUUGAAUGAUCUAAAAAGGAGAGGAGAUAACCGGAGAACAUCUGUUCUUCUCUCUAAACUUUAAACUCAACCAUGAAAACUAAAUCUCUUUAAUCCGGUACUUUAUUUACUUUUUGUAUUUUUCUACAUAUACAGCCGUGGUUGAAGUUCAUAACUCAUCAUGUUUUAGUUUUACGUCUCUCUCU
This is a messenger RNA of Sebastes umbrosus (honeycomb rockfish), 2597 nucleotides long. Its product is annotated as serine/threonine-protein kinase 4-like. Gene Ontology annotation, molecular function: protein serine/threonine kinase activity; ATP binding. Gene Ontology annotation, biological process: intracellular signal transduction; regulation of MAPK cascade; protein phosphorylation. The transcript has 11 exons. Lineage: Eukaryota; Metazoa; Chordata; Actinopteri; Perciformes; Sebastidae. Gene Ontology annotation, cellular component: cytoplasm. The coding region runs from base 422 to 1924 and encodes 500 amino acids. The record is from RefSeq and is a predicted model, not a curated record.